UUAAACAUGUUAACAGUUUUUUUGUAAAUUUAAUGCAAUGCAUUUAAGUAUCAUGCUUUGACAUUGCAUAAUUAACCAUAAUAAAAUUAAAUUCAGAGCCCAGAGUGAGAAGCUGUUUUGUUUAAUUAGUUUGCUACCAUUCACACGCUCAGUAAAUAUGCUUUCCAGUAAAUAUGACAGAGCCUUUGUCAUGUAUAUGAGUGUGUGUGUGUGCUGAACACGAGCUGUUAUCUGAUACCUGAACAGACUGCUGUGGGGAGCAUGUCCACUGACUGUGUGAGGUCACUCUCAGACAAAGCUGAACACACACUCACCAUGCACGAACAUCUCUAUGGGAACGCUGAAAUGGACAAUCAGAAGCACAGCUCCGAGGAACAUCAGCAGGACAAACUGGGACAGAAGAAACCCCGCAGGAAAGACACUCCUGUACUCAACAGCCCUCCACUCAUACCAGGCAAGACUUUGAUUUCUGUCAUCCUUUCACUCAAUCACCCUCACGCCCUCUCCAUCCAUCUCUCGUUGUCUCUUUGUCUCAGCUCUUUGCACUUUUCUUUCGCAGGCGUGAGAUUGAUGAAGACAGAGGCUCGACUGAUUCAUCAGGAGGAUGAGGAGAAGGAGAUGAAGAAGUAGAUGUCUUUAAAAAUAUUCAGUUUUCAUUCUUGGUAGUGUUAUUUUUGAUUGUCGUCUGAGCCUUCAUUAAAUGUAGGUUUUGCAGAUAUUUUUUGCGUUGUCAUUUCGUCAUUUGAGCGUUAUGCUGUAGAAACACAACGUGGAAUGAUGCAAAGAACAUCGUAGCAUAAAGGUUGGAAAAGUGUGAAUUUGAUGUAUAAUUCUGAAAGUGGUGGUCAACAUAGUAUGUACAUGUACAGGUGUUUCAGUGUGUGAUUACGUAUGAACAGCAGGUUACAUUAACUGGGUACAUCUCA
This is a messenger RNA of Onychostoma macrolepis, 926 nucleotides long. It is a transcript of the gene ppp1r17, whose product is annotated as protein phosphatase 1 regulatory subunit 17. Lineage: Eukaryota; Metazoa; Chordata; Actinopteri; Cypriniformes; Cyprinidae. The record is from RefSeq and is a predicted model, not a curated record. Gene Ontology annotation, molecular function: protein phosphatase inhibitor activity. Gene Ontology annotation, biological process: regulation of phosphatase activity. The coding region runs from base 262 to 630 and encodes 122 amino acids. The transcript has 2 exons.